UCGUCCACGAACCUCUUGUUCGGCGGCACACCCCUUUGUCCGAGUGAACCCGCGCGCGCCGCUAAUUAGCUCUGCCCGGCGGGGGAGGCAGUUCUAGAGACGGCCACUCGCGGCGCCACAGGCCCGCCAUGAAGGAGAAGAGCAAGAACGCGGCGCGCAGCCGGCGCGAGAAGGAGAACGCCGAGUUCCUGGAGCUGGCCAAGCUGCUGCCGCUGCCCUCGGCCAUCACGAGCCAGCUGGACAAGGCGUCCAUCAUCCGCCUCACCACCAGCUACCUCAAGAUGAGGCACGUCUUCCCGGACGGCCUGGGGGACGCGUGGGGGGCCGCCCCGCCGCCCGUCAACCCUCAGGAGUCCAUCAAGGAGCUGGGUUCGCACCUCCUGCAGACUCUGGACGGCUUCAUCUUCGUGGUGGCGCCCGACGGCAAGAUCAUGUACAUCUCGGAGACGGCGUCCGUGCACCUCGGGCUGUCUCAGGUGGAGCUGACGGGCAACAGCAUCUACGAGUACAUCCACCCGGCCGACCACGACGAGAUGACGUCAGUGCUGUCCAACCCGCAGCCGGUGUACUCGCACAACCACCUGCUGCACGCAGGCUGCAUGGACGGCGACGGAGACAGCAUAGUGUGCUCCAUGUGCUCGUGUCCCGAGUUCGAGUUCGAGAAGGCCUUCUUCCUGCGCAUGAAGUGCGUGCUGGCCAAGAGGAACGCAGGCCUCACCACGGCCGGCUACAAGGUGAUCCACUGCUCGGGCUACCUCAAGGUGAAGCAGUUCUCGCUGGACGGCUCGCCCUACGACAGCUGCUACCAGAACGUGGGGCUGGUCGCCGUGGGGCACUCCCUGCCGCCGUCCGCCAUCACCGAGAUCAAGCUGCACUGCAACAUGUUCAUGUUCCGCGCCUCGCUCGACCUCAAGCUCAUCUUCCUGGACGCCAGGGUGGCGCAGCUGACGGGAUACGAGCCGCAGGACCUCAUAGAGAAGACGCUGUACCACUACAUCCACGGCUGCGACAUGAUGCACAUGAGGUUCGCCCACCACACGCUGCUGUACAAGGGCCAGGUGACCACCAAGUACUUCCGCUUCCUGACCAAGGAGGGCGGCUGGGUGUGGAUGCAGAGCUACGCCACCAUCGUGCACAACAGUCGCUCCUCGCGGCCGCACUGCAUCGUCAGCGUCAACUACGUGCUCAGCGAGCUGGAGGCGAAGGAGCUGGUGCUGAACGUGGAGCAGUUCGCCGGCCGCGAGGACGCGCCGGUCGCCGCAGCAGCAGCCGCAGCAGCAGCAGCAGCAGCAGCAGCAGCGGAGCCGCAGCAGCAGCAGCAGCACGCCGCCAAGCACCGCGCCUCGCCGCCGCCGCGCCCCGCCAAGUACCGCGCCCAGCCGCCGCCAGUCCUCGAGGACGAGUACAGCGACUCCAGCGGCGGCCUCAACAGCUACGCCGACUACCCGGCCGUCGCCUCGCAGUUCCUGCAGAGCUACUCGGAGGAGACGGGCGUGUACUACCCCGACCUGUUCUACUCGUACGCCGACCCCCUGGCGAGCGCGCAGCGACCCUUCAGCUCCUCCUCCAGCAGCUGCAGCAGCUCCGAGAGCGACCCGCAGCAGGCCGGCCUGCCGCCGCUCCACUCCGUCUUCUGCGGCGACCCGCCCCCGCAGCAGCAGCACUUUGACCUGGCGUGCGGCUUCAACAACAACCACCAGCACCACCAGGCCGCGGCGGCCUUCCACCACCACCAGCCACCGCCCGCCGCCGCCGCCGCCGGCUACACCAGCGUCAUCGUCGACAACACGCAGCAGUACCAGCUGGCCAACGAGUUCGUGCACUGACGCGCGGGGCGCGGGGGCGGUCGCGCUGCCGCCCCCAAGCAGCCGUAGCUGUCUCCCUCCCCCGAGCCCUCCGGCCUUCGGCAGUGACCUCCGGUUGAACGACUCUCACAGACCUUCCCCAGACACCUGCAACAAGUCGAGCAAGUCCAGCAGUAAGCACCAUCGGCGUGUGUUCUUCCAGAAAUAUUUCCAGCCGAAGUACUCUGGCGUCACCAGCACAAGGGGCAGAUUACGGAGGGACAGCCGAAGUACUCUGGCGUCACCAGCACAAGGGACAGACUACGGAGGGACAGCCGAAGUACUCUGGCGUCACCAGCACAAGGGGCAGACUACGGAGGGACAGCCGAAGUACUCUGGCGUCACCAGCACAAGGGACAGACUAUGGAGGGACAGCCGAAGUACUCUGGCGUCACCAGCACAAGGGGCAGACUAUGGAGGGACAGCCGAAGUACUCUGGCGUCACCAGCACAAGGGGCAGACUACGGAGGGACAGCCGAAGUACUCUGGCGUCACCAGCACAAGGGGCAGACUAUGGAGGGACAGCCGAAGUACUCUGGCGUCACCAGCACAAGGGGCAGACUAUGGAGGGACAGCCGAAGUACUCUGGCGUCACCAGCACAAGGGGCAGACUAUGGAGGGACAGCCGAAGUACUCUGGCGUCACCAGCACAAGGGGCAGACUAUGGAGGGACAGCCGAAGUACUCUGGCGUCACCAGCACAAGGGGCAGACUACGGAGGGACAGCCGAAGUACUCUGGCGUCACCAGCACAAGGGGCAGACUAUGGAGGGACAGCCGAAGUACUCUGGCGUCACCAGCACAAGGGGCAGACUAUGGAGGGACAGCCGAAGUACUCUGGCGUCACCAGCACAAGGGGCAGACUAUGGAGGGACAGCCGAAGUACUCUGGCGUCACCAGCACAAGGGGCAGACUAUGGAGGGACAGCCGAAGUACUCUGGCGUCACCAGCACAAGGGGCAGACUAUGGAGGGACAGCCGAAGUACUCUGGCGUCACCAGCACAAGGGGCAGACUACGGAGGGACAGCCGAAGUACUCUGGCGUCACCAGCACAAGGGGCAGACUACGGAGGGACAGCCGAAGUACUCUGGCGUCACCAGCACAAGGGGCAGACUACGGAGGGACAGCCGAAGUACUCUGGCGUCACCAGCACAAGGGGCAGACUACGGAGGGACAGCCGAAGUACUCUGGCGUCACCAGCACAAGGGGCAGACUACGGAGGGACAGCCGAAGUACUCUGGCGUCACCAGCACAAGGGGCAGACUACGGAGGGACAGCCGAAGUACUCUGGCGUCACCAGCACAAGGGGCAGACUACGGAGGGACAGCCGAAGUACUCUGGCGUCACCAGCACAAGGGGCAGACUAUGGAGGGACAGCCGAAGUACUCUGGCGUCACCAGCACAAGGGGCAGACUAUGGAGGGACAGCCGAAGUACUCUGGCGUCACCAGCACAAGGGACAGACUAUGGAGGGACAGCCGAAGUACUCUGGCGUCACCAGCACAAGGGGCAGACUAUGGAGGGACAGCCGAAGUACUCUGGCGUCACCAGCACAAGGGGCAGACUAUGGAGGGACAGCCGAAGUACUCUGGCGUCACCAGCACAAGGGACAGACUACGGAGGGACAGCCGAAGUACUCUGGCGUCACCAGCACAAGGGGCAGACUAUGGAGGGACAGCCGAAGUACUCUGGCGUCACCAGCACAAGGGGCAGACUAUGGAGGGACAGCCGAAGUACUCUGGCGUCACCAGCACAAGGGGCAGACUAUGGAGGGACAGCCGAAGUACUCUGGCGUCACCAGAACAAGGGACAGACUAUGGAGGGACAGCCGAAGUACUCUGGCGUCACCAGCACAAGGGGCAGACUAUGGAGGGACAGCCGAAGUACUCUGGCGUCACCAGCACAAGGGACAGACUAUGGAGGGACAGCCGAAGUACUCUGGCGUCACCAGCACAAGGGGCAGACUAUGGAGGGACAGCCGAAGUACUCUGGCGUCACCAGCACAAGGGACAGACUACGGAGGGACAGCCGAAGUACUCUGGCGUCACCAGCACAAGGGGCAGACUAUGGAGGGACAGCCGAAGUACUCUGGCGUCACCAGCACAAGGGACAGACUACGGAGGGACAGCCGAAGUACUCUGGCGUCACCAGCACAAGGGGCAGACUACGGAGGGACAGCCGAAGUACUCUGGCGUCACCAGCACAAGGGGCAGACUAUGGAGGGACAGCCGAAGUACUCUGGCGUCACCAGCACAAGGGGCAGACUAUGGAGGGACAGCCGAAGUACUCUGGCGUCACCAGCACAAGGGGCAGACUAUGGAGGGACAGCCGAAGUACUCUGGCGUCACCAGCACAAGGGGCAGACUACGGAGGGACAGCCGAAGUACUCUGGCGUCACCAGCACAAGGGGCAGACUAUGGAGGGACAGCCGAAGUACUCUGGCGUCACCAGCACAAGGGACAGACUAUGGAGGGACAGCCGAAGUACUCUGGCGUCACCAGCACAAGGGACAGACUAUGGAGGGACAGCCGAAGUACUCUGGCGUCACCAGCACAAGGGGCAGACUAUGGAGGGACAGCCGAAGUACUCUGGCGUCACCAGCACAAGGGACAGACUAUGGAUGGACAGCCGAAGUACUCUGGCGUCACCAGCACAAGGGGCAGACUAUGGAGGGACAGCCGAAGUACUCUGGCGUCACCAGCACAAGGGACAGACUAUGGAGGGACAGCCGAAGUACUCUGGCGUCACCAGAACAAGGGACAGACUAUGGAGGGACAGCCGAAGUACUCUGGCGUCACCAGCACAAGGGGCAGACUAUGGAGGGACAGCCGAAGUACUCUGGCGUCACCAGCACAAGGGACAGACUAUGGAGGGACAGCCGAAGUACUCUGGCGUCACCAGAACAAGGGACAGACUAUGGAGGGACAGCCGAAGUACUCUGGCGUCACCAGCACAAGGGGCAGACUAUGGAGGGACAGCCGAAGUACUCUGGCGUCACCAGCACAAGGGGCAGACUAUGGAGGGACAGCCGAAGUACUCUGGCGUCACCAGCACAAGGGACAGACUAUGGAGGGACAGCCGAAGUACUCUGGCGUCACCAGCACAAGGGACAGACUAUGGAGGGACAGCCGAAGUACUCUGGCGUCACCAGCACAAGGGACAGACUACGGAGGGACAGCCGAAGACUGGCGACGUCGAACUCGAGGUCACGCAUCCCUGUUCUGGGGCCCCGCGAGAGAUACCGCAACUCCCAGGGGUGGCGCUGAAGCCAGCCGACCGCCGCGGACCUGUUGCGGAGGACUCAACCCCGCGACGAUCCAUUUGACAACAGCGCGUUUUGAAAGCAGCGUUCGUUCCGCCGGGCAUCAUCGUGUCCAAAGAAGGACCACUGACAAAAUUACGCGGUGCAUUCGUAAACCAUCGGCGGACGUAAUUCUUGCUGUGUCAUUUUGUAUACGAAUAAGUUCACUCGCCGCUGUUAGAAUGGACCUGGAAUACCGCGCGAGCGAACUUCAACGGCACGGAUCAGCUGUCUGUGGUGGUCGUGUUUCUGAUCCAGGCACAGGCCAGCACGAGUAAAAGUUCGGUUCUCAGAGAAUUGGAGGGUUUGAAAUGCAUCCAUCGUAACUUCAACCACGUUUCGUGUUCGCGUAGAACAUCAUUUUACUGGCAUUUGUAUGCAGUCUCGAGUGUCGAGCAAUUCAAAGAUAAGGUAAAAAAAAAUGUUUGUCCUAUUUGCAGUUACCCUGUCUAUUAAGUAUGAAAUUUAUAUGAAAGAUUAAGUUGAAACAUAAAUAUAUUACACAUAAAAAAGAAAACAGACUAGAAAUUCUUCACUAAAUUUCAUUCAAACCUACAUGUUCGUCAAACUGUCGAUAACAUUGUAGAAGUUUCUAGUUUACUUUUAAAUAAUGUAUUUAGACUUUUCCGAUUCCACUUAAAAAUUAGAAAUAAGCAUAGUUAAAUUGCAAACAUAUUCCACUGUAAAAUUUAUAAUCAAAUUUUGGAAGUUAAAUAUUAAUACAUAUUAAAUUAGGCUUUAAAAACCGCUUAUUUGUAAAAUUAUUACUAUGGAACUUCCAUGAAUUUAUUUAACAAUAGUGAAUAUCAUUCACUUCAGUUUAACUAAUUUAUGUAAAAUAAAAUUGUUAAAUGAUAUGGUAGGCAUACCCAAAAAAAAAAUCAGAAAAACCCUCCGAUAUCUCUGAAAAUCACAGUUUUUACAAGUGUAUCUCAAAAAAAAAUUCUGACUAUCCAGUGUCUUGGACAGUGUUUUAACAAAAGAUUUAUUUUACAGUUGAAGAAUAAAAUUUUUCAUUGCAGUUUGUGAAACUGGACACGAUUAACACUUUGCAACCAAAGAAUAUUUCCUCUAAAGAAAUCUACAUGUGUAUACCAAAGAGGUAAAGAUUUGACCUCAUAUUUUUUUCUUUCUAUUUUUAAGGUGAAAACCGUGUGAUGUAUCGAGAGUGUAAAAUAUUUUGUAAAAAAUUUAAUUAAUUCGAAAUGUUGUAAUUUAAUGUAUUAUAUAUGCUUGAAACAGAAGGUUUUAUGAGUAUUGUUAUAUCAUAAAAUAUGUGUGAUUUUAUUAAUGUACCUAUAGUAGGCCUACUUUAAGGACAGAUUUUCAGAGAAUUGUUAUAUAUAUUUUUCAUAUGCAAAGUAGCUUGCAAACUGAUCAGUCUGUUCGAAAAGGCCAAUUAUAAUUUUUUUUUCAGGCGAUUAGAAAAAAUUAAUUCGAGAACCUUGCAAGAGAGAGGCAGCUCCAUUGUUACCAAAUUGUGGGAAAUUAAAUUAAACUGUACUUAAAAAAAUAUUCCUCGUGUAUUAAAAAUUUUUCGCACUGUAAGGUCAGGACCUUUUAAACUAUUAUUAUGGAAUAGUAUCAACCUUUACUAGAGUGCGAAAUGGAUUUACAAAAUUUGAAACUGCCUCCCUUUUGCACCAAUCUGUGAUAAAAAAUACUUAAAAUAAAAUAUAUAACUUGUAUAAUAGUGUGGAAACAUGUGGAUAAAUAAAGUAACAUAUUACUCUACAUAA
This is a messenger RNA of Bacillus rossius redtenbacheri, 6881 nucleotides long. RefSeq names its product single-minded homolog 2 (gene sim). Bases 129 to 1826 code for a protein of 565 amino acids. NCBI's taxonomy places the organism in Eukaryota, Metazoa, Arthropoda, Insecta, Phasmatodea, Bacillidae. Gene Ontology annotation, biological process: regulation of transcription by RNA polymerase II. The transcript has 11 exons. Gene Ontology annotation, molecular function: protein dimerization activity; DNA-binding transcription factor activity, RNA polymerase II-specific; RNA polymerase II transcription regulatory region sequence-specific DNA binding. Gene Ontology annotation, cellular component: cytoplasm; nucleus; transcription regulator complex. The record is from RefSeq and is a predicted model, not a curated record.